Molecule: messenger RNA, 1768 nt
Organism: Cryptomeria japonica (Japanese cedar)
Lineage: Eukaryota; Viridiplantae; Streptophyta; Pinopsida; Cupressales; Cupressaceae
Exons: 2
Coding region: 157-1458 (433 amino acids)
Biological process (GO): cytoplasmic translation
Cellular component (GO): ribosome; large ribosomal subunit
Molecular function (GO): RNA binding; structural constituent of ribosome; transferase activity
Source: RefSeq, a predicted model, not a curated record
AACCUCUUUUAUUCAAAUGAUGAAAUAAGAAAAAAUAAACAGAAAAAAAAGAAUCAUGUCGGGAAAAUACAACAAAAUUGCUUGAAAAUGGACUACUGAUCAGACCUCUGAUCGGAUAUGAGGUUCAAAACAAUGUAGAUAGUUGAGAGAUAGUUGAUGAAAGCCAAAAUGUCAGGCGGAAAAGCUCUUCGAGCGGUGAUGGAACGGGGCAAAGCAAGAGCGAUUAAGCAAUUGACGUUUGGUAAAGAUAAAUCUGCAGGAAGAAAUUCAGCGGGUCGUAUUACCAUAUUUCACAGAGGCGGUGGGUCGAAGCGUUUGCAGCGAAUAGUUGAUGUGAAGCGCAAUACGCCCUCUAAAUCUACUGGCAUUGUUGAACGCAUCGAAUACGACCCAAAUCGCUCCUCUCGCAUUGCUUUAGUGCGAUGGCUGUCGGGAGUAGACCACCUCAAACGCAAGCACAAAGGCGAGGGUUCUGCUUCCACUCCCCCACCUCAAAUGCCGAAAGUUAAGGCCCCCACCAAUGCUACAUAUUCUUUCUCCUCCUUCAAGGGUACGAUGAAGGGCUUGCCUUCCAUCUUGUCUGCAACUGCAACUGCAUCUUCAAGUUCUUUUUUGCCAAGGAUGGCAGUGGCCGGGGCAAAGCCUACUGUUUACGCUCCACGAACGGCAGAAAAGCAGAGCAAAAAAACCUACGCUCUGAGCGAGGUUAAUAGGUGGGGAGACGGCCGUCCGAGCAAAAAGGAGCUUUCAUGGACUUCUUCUAGUUCUUUGCUGGAUUCUGGUAAGAAAGUUCAAAAAUCAAGUCAGAAGAAGAAGAGGAAGAAGAUGAAUAAAGAUAAUUCUGGUGCCUACACAGCUGAUCGUGCACUUGUCAGUUAUAUAUUGGCUGGUCAGCAAUUGGAACCAGGCAAGAUGGUAAUGAAUUCUGGAUCUGAAUCCUUACAUGAUAGUACUAGUAGCAGUCAGCAAGAAUCCCAACUGCACUAUCAGUAUGCUCUUGAUCCACACAAUCAAGUAGGAAAUUGCAUACCAUUAGCUGAUAUGCGUUUGGGAACGUUUAUACAUAGUAUUGAAUUAUUGCCGGGUCAAGGUGCACAGCUGACUCGAGCUGCAGGAACCCAUGCUAAAAUAGUGAAGAAGAAUGAAACUCACUGCCUUGUGCGGUUGCCUUCAAAUGCUGAAAAGGUGUUAGACUCUCGAUGCCGAGCCACUAUUGGUAUGGUUUCCAAUCCCAACCAUGGAGCACGGAAGCUUGUUAAAGCAGGACAGAGCCGGUGGCUGGGCAGACGUCCUGUUGUUCGAGGUGUUGCUAUGAAUCCUGUGGAUCACCCCCAUGGAGGAGGUGAAGGACGCACAAAAGGAGGCCGACCUUCAGUUUCACCUUGGGGAAAGCCCACCAAAGCUGGAUAUAAAACAAGAAGCCCCAAAAAAGCUCUAUCUUUUACAAAAUCGUUUUGAUAAUCAGCAGAAAUGGGUUACACCUUUUGGCAUUUCCAAUUUGAUAUCUUUCAUUUACACAUUCAAAGAAUGUUUAAAUAAAAUUAGGUGAUUGCUUAUCCUCCCUUCUUGGUCACCAUGAACAAUUUUUCAGUUUCUGUAAGAGACAUUUUCAUGGUUGACUGUUGGUUCAAAAAAUAUAAAGAAGGGAUUGGCCUGAUGAUGUCAUCAGUUUGUUUGAGUACUUCCCUUGUAGAAUUGGGAAACAAUUUAUACUUCUAGUUAAAUUUUUUAUCUAAAUCAAAUCUCAGUUGCUUUCUUGUCUGUUGUA